Procambarus clarkii (red swamp crayfish) is the source of this 2625-nucleotide messenger RNA. The record is from RefSeq and is a predicted model, not a curated record. NCBI's taxonomy places the organism in Eukaryota, Metazoa, Arthropoda, Malacostraca, Decapoda, Cambaridae.
AUGGGUUCAUUGUUAGAGUUACAGGAGCUACUAAUAGAGAAAGAUGACCGUAUUAAGCAUUUAGAAGCCGUUGUAAAAGUUCGGGAUGAUGAAAUUAUUGAACUCAAGUCCCAACUAGAUAAAUUCCAAAGUGUUAUUCCGUAUGCGACAGGAGCAGCGGCGAGAGUCAACAAAGUCCGGGCUCGGAAGACCAGAGCUCAGGGCAUCUCCGCUGAGCCCCAAGCCUUCAAGACAGCCCAGGAGCUGGUGGCCCUCAGCCAGACAACCUUUCCGGAGGUCCCCAAAAACUCAAGACCAUCACAUUGCCUCACGGACAUUCAUUGCCAAAAUGGCACUCGUUGCCACAAGGCCACUCGUUGCCACAAGGACACUCGUUGCCUCAAGAACACUCGUUGCCACAAGGCCACUCGUUGCCACAAGGCCAUUCGUUGCCACAAGGCCUCUCGUUGCCACAAGGCCAUUCGUUGCCACAAGGCCACUCGUUGCCACAAGGGCACUCGUUGCCACAAGGACACUCGUUGCCACAAGGACACUCGUUGCCACAAGGACACUCGUUGCCACAAGAACACUCGUUGCCUCAAGGACACUCGUUGCCUCAAGGACACUCGUUACCUCAAGGACACUCGUUACCUCAAGGACACUCGUUGCCUCAAGGACACUCGUUGCCUCAAGGACACUCGUUGCCACAAGGACACACUUUGCCACAAGGACACUCGUUGCCACAAGGACACUCGUUGCCACAAGGACACUCGUUGCCACAAGAACACUCGUUGCCACAAGGACACUCUUUGCAACAAGGACACUCGUUGCCACAAGGACACUCGUUGCCACAAGGACACUCGUUGCCACAAGGACACUCGUUGCCACAAGGACACUCGUUGCCUCAAGGACACUCGUUACCUCAAGGACACUCGUUACCUCAAGGACACUCGUUGCCACAAGGACACUCGUUGCCACAAGGACACUCGUUGCCACAAGGACACUCGUUGCCACAAGGGCACUCGUUGCCACAAGGACACUCGUUGCCACAAGGACACUCGUUGCCUCAAGGACACUCGUUGCCUCAAGGACACUCGUUGCCACAAGGACACUCGUUGCCUCAAGGACACUCGUUGCCUCAAGAACACUCGACACUGCAACAAGGACACUCGUUGCCUCAAGGACACUCGUUGCCUCAAGGACACUCGUUGCCACAAGGACACUCGAUGCCACAAUGACACUCGUUGCCUCAAGGACACUCGUUGCCACAAGGACACUCUGCAACAAGGACACUCGUUGCCACAAGGACACUCGUUGCCUCAAGGACACUCUGCAACAAGGACACUCGUUGCCACAAGAACACUCGUUGCCACAAGAACACUCGUUGCCACAAGGACACUCUGCAACAAGGACACUCGUUGCCACAAGAACACUCGUUGCCACAAGAGCACUCGUUGCCACAAGAACACUCGUUGCCUCAAGGACACUCGUUGCCUCAAGGACACUCGUUGCCUCAAGGACACUCGUUGCCUCAAGGACACUCGUUGCCUCAAGGACACUCGUUGCCACAAGGACACUCGUUGCCACAAGAACACUCGUUGCCACAAGAACACUCGUUGCCACAAGAACACUCGUUGCCACAAGAACACUCGUUGCCACAAGAACACUCGUUGCCUCAAGAACACUCGUUGCCUCAAGGACACUCGUUGCCUCAAGGACACUCGUUGCCUCAAGGACACUCGUUGCCUCAAGGACACUCGUUGCCUCAAGGACACUCGUUGCCACAAGGACACUCGUUGCCACAAGAACACUCGUUGCCUCAAGGACACUCGUUGCCACAAGGACACUCGUUGCCACAAGAACACUCGUUGCCACAAGGAAACUCGUUGCCACAAGGACACUCGUUGCCACAAGGACACUCGUUGCCAUAAGGACAAUCGUUGCCACAAGGACACACUUUGCCACAAGGACACUCGUUACCUCAAGGACACUCGUUACCUCAAGGACACUCGUUGCCACAAGGACACUCGUUGCCACAAGGACACUCGUUGCCACAAGGACACUCGUUGCCACAAAGACACUCGUUACCUCAAGGACACUCGUUACCUCAAGGACACUCGUUGCCACAAGGACACUCGUUGCCACAAGGACACUCGUUGCCACAAGGACACUCGUUGCCACAAAGACACUCGUGGCAAGGAGUGUCCUUGUGGCAACAAGGACACUCAGUGCCACAAGGACACAGUGCCACUCAGUGCCACAUGGACACUCAGUGCCACAAGGACACUCAGUGCCACAAGGACACUCAGUGCCACAAGGACACAGUGCCACUCAGUGCCACAAGGGCACUCAGUGCCACAAGGGCACUCAGUGCCACAAGGACACUCAGUGCCACAAGGACACAGUGCCACAGGGACACUCAGUGCCACAAGGACACAGUGCCACAAGGGCACUCAGUGCCACAAGGGCACUCAGUGCCACAAGGACACUCAGUGCCACAAGGACACAGUGCCACAGGGACACUCAGUGCCACAGGAAUACAUCAUUGCCACAAGAAUACAUCAUUGCCACAGGAAUACAUCAUUGCCACAAGAAUACAUCAUUGCCACAAGAAUACAUCAUUGCCACAGGAAUACAUCAUUGUAA